AGCAGGGAGGGUUUUCUGUUUCCUUCCAUGGGAACCAUAACCUGCCAAUCAUUGGUUGCAGCAGAUAUUACAUACACAUUAUACUUGAUAAAACUGCAGACCUCUCUUUCACAUUCACACAACAACACAGAGUAAGCCACAUAUAACAGAUCUCGCACACAACAGCAGCAGUAACUAUACAACUCUACAGCAGGAUACACAGCUCAGCUAAACAACACGUUGGACAGGAUUUACAAGCAGAAAUUGCUUUGAAAUAUUUUGUCUGAUUCAUUUUUUUUUUUUUUUGGGAUCCAAACUCUUUCUUUGACACUUUGACAUUCAAGACAUGUCAAUAACACUAUUUUUACUAGUGAUCAUGUUGAACACAUCAGUAUGUAUAGACAUUACCUACCAUGUGAAAGAGGGUCAGAAUCCUGAUACUCUGGUAGGAAACAUUGCUGCUGAUGCACAUCUCUACAACAGCUUCAAUGCUGAAGACUUAAAUAUGAUUACAUUCAGCAGACUCCAUGAGAGUCUCAGUGGAAAUGCUCCAAUGUUCAAGGUUGGCAAAAACGGAAUGAUGUAUACUUCUCAAACGCUUGACGCUGAAUUACUUUGUAAAUACAACACAGAAUGUUUCAAAAUAGUGGAAGUAGCUGUUCGGCAUAAAGAAUCUUUUGUGAAGGUCAUUGAAGUAAAAGUUAUUAUUGAUGAUGUUAAUGAUCACCAGCCAGAAUUUAUAAGCAAAGAUGUCUAUAUUCAGUUCUAUGAAACUGAUAGCAGUGGAACAUCAAAAUCUAUUCCAAAUGCUAUUGACAAUGAUGUUGGAUUUCUAAAUUCUCAAAUUACAUACCAACUGAAGAAAGAUAUUAAUGAUCCAUUUACACUGUCAGUCAUCAAAAAGAUAGAUGGUACAAGAAAGCUAAGAAUAGUUUUAGAAAAGAAACUUGAUCGAGAGAUAAAUUCAACUUAUACACUUCAGGUGAUUGCUAAAGAUGGUGGCACUCCAUCAUACCAGGGUUUUUUAACCAUUCACGUAUCUGUCAAUGAUGAGAAUGACAAUCAACCAGUUUUCUCCAAAAACGUUUAUAAUGUCUCCAUUAAUAACAGACAAGACAUAUACACACCAAUUGUUACAGUAUAUGCUACAGAUUUAGAUUCGGGUGAAAAUGGAAAAGUUUCAUAUUAUUUCAGUUCAAAAACUUCUGAUUUUGCAAAAACAUUAUUUUACUUAAAUGAAACAUCAGGCAAGAUUUUCUUAGCUAGAAAUUUUCCAUCAAUAAAAAGAAAAACAUUUAAAUUAUUUAUUGAAGCCAUCGAUAAAGGAAGUCAACCCUUGAGCUCUACUGCAAUGGUUCUUGUGAAUAUAAUAAACAGAGAAAAUAAUGCCCCAAUUCUUGAUGUCAAGUUUGUCUCUGAGCCAAUAGGCAAUAUAACAACAAUUUCUGAAGGUGUCAAAACCAACAGUUUUAUUGCUUAUGUGAAAGUAAGUGACAAUGAUGUCAAUCAAAAUGGAGAAGUGGUAUGUGAUCUCAACCAUGAUAAACUACAGCUUCAAAAGCUUGGAAGAAAAAAAUACAAAGUUGUUUUAAAAAACCCUGUAGACAGGGAAUCAGAGAGCUAUAUUGAUUUUAUGAUUAGUUGUCAGGACAAAGGAUCGCCACCUCUCAGAACUGAGAGAAAGUUCAAUAUUCAAGUGACUGAUGUCAAUGAUGUACAGCCACAAUUCACAAAAGAUACAUUCAAAUUUCUCACAUAUGAAAACGAAAAAUCAAAUUUUCCAGUUGGUUUUAUUAAUGCCUCAGACCCAGACCUAGAAGCUGGAGGUCAACUUUCAUAUUUUCUCUUAAGUAAAGGAAUUCAUAAUCUUCCUUUUGAAAUUUCGAAUUUUGGAUUUAUUUCAACUUCAGAAUCAUUAGACCGAGAACAAAGAGAUGUUUAUAAGUUUCAAGUUUUAAUAAGAGACAAUGGGAUACCAUCUCUCAACAACACAGCUAAUAUCAUUGUGGAAGUUAUGGAUAAAAAUGACAAUGCUCCCUAUUUUACCUUUCCAAGUGUCAAUCCUUUUAGCCUAGAUGUUCACUACCAACCUCAAAGUAACAAUGAGGUGACAGUAUUGAGAGCUUCUGACAGAGACAGUCAUGUCAAUGCUUUCUUGAAAUAUGAAAUAGAAGGAGGCAACAACAAGCAGCUCUUUACAAUCAACCCUUAUACUGGUGUGAUAUCAUAUUCACGUACAGUUUAUCAAAAUGAUGCUGGAUCAUAUGAUCUUCAGUUAAUAGUCAAAGACAGUGGGACUCCUGUUUUGUCUGCAAAAACUAUUCUGUCUGUGGUAUUAACAGUCAGUAAUACAACAUCUAAGAUGUUUACAUCUGUUGAUAUAAAAUCUGACCACAAGAUACACAUUAACCUGGUGGUUAUCAUUGUUGUAGCAGCUGUGAUUAUAUCAGUUGCAAUUGUGAUUUCUAUGGCAGUAUGUAUGAUUCAUAAAAACAACCAAAGGAACAGCAGAUUUAAUGGAGGUUUAAACAAUCCCAAUAAGCUCUUUGAUGAAAGAAUUCAGUAUGAUGUUCCUGUUGCAAUGGUAACAGAGCAUGGUAACAGUAGACAUUCUCAAGCAAACUUAUUAAAAAGGGAGCCAGAAUCUGAAUACAAAUCAGUGCAUAGUCUGAAAGGACUGUCAUCAGUGAAGCACACCUACACCAUGGCACAGAGAUCACACCAGGAGGCUGCAGUGACAUCUGGUGUUAGUAAAGAACAUGAACUUAUGCUUAUACCUACUGACCAUUUCAAUAAAAUAUCAACUAUGUCUUCUGAUAGUGACAGUGGACAUGGAUGGAGUGAGAGAAAUACAGUACAUUACGAAACCUUACCAGGUUUCAAGCAUUGUCAAGAGGAUCAACAGCAACACAAAAGUAGGAGUUCUUUACCAUGGACAUCACACAAACCCAAGGAUAUUUCUACAAAACCUUCCUGUCAAGCAAUUGUUGAUCAAAAAAUUGUCUGCAAUGAUGUUAUUGAUCUUAAAUCCUUAAGAAUAAAAACUGCUAAUCUCCCAGAACCUUGGAAUUUACCAAUAAAAAAUAGCUUCUCUUCUUUCCCCAAACCCCUGCCAUCUGUACCUAAAGUACCAAAACCAUAAAAAUAACUUUAUUCCAUUCAUUAAGUUUUUUCUAACAAGAAACACCAAUGUUACACAUAGGUUCUUUUCAAAUAUAAAAUGUCAAUAUAAUUAACAGUAAACAUGUUUAACCCCCUCUAUAAUUAUUCUAAUUAUUGUAAAUAAGCAUGACUGCUGUGCUACAGAAAGAUACUGCACAAAUCAGAAUAUAUUUUAUAUAAUGUUCUAAUUAUUUCUACAUAAUUCUUCUAGGAAAAACAUUAACUUAGCUUCUGUGUAAUUACUGACAGUUGUAUUUUGCUUCAUGUUGUUGAUGUUUUUCUAGUUUAAUAAAAAAGAAAAGAAAUAAAAUAACCUUACUUUUAAAAGAGAAUUAGCUUUUUUAAUUUUAAAAUAUGAUACUCUGUAUUUUCCCAGAGUCAGCUAAUUAUCACAGAAUUGUUCCAUUAGUUUUGUUCAAACGCUUUAUUUUUAACCAAGAAAACUAUUUCAACUAUAUUACAUACAAUUGUUUGAAUGUUAAUGUUUAAACAGUACAAAGUGUUUUAUUUUAGACAAAUACUGUGAAAUUUCAGUGCAAAGUGGCAUGAGCACAAGAGACAAAAGCUGUAUAAGAUAUUUAAACAUAUUCGCAAAGACUUAUUGUAUAUAAAUCCUCAGUUGUAAAUAAACAAAAUUUAUUUACUAUA
Messenger RNA from Octopus bimaculoides (California two-spot octopus), 3789 nucleotides. Its product is annotated as protocadherin-18. The record is from RefSeq and is a predicted model, not a curated record. Gene Ontology annotation, cellular component: plasma membrane. Gene Ontology annotation, molecular function: calcium ion binding. NCBI's taxonomy places the organism in Eukaryota, Metazoa, Mollusca, Cephalopoda, Octopoda, Octopodidae. Gene Ontology annotation, biological process: homophilic cell-cell adhesion.